AUGGUGGGACUAUUCGGAAAGAAAAAGGACCCGAAGGAGCAAGUACGAGAGCUGCAGAGAAAGAUGCGACAAGAGAUGAGGACGCUCGACCGUCAAGUUUACAGCAUUCAACGUGAGGAACAAAAGGUCAAAAACGAGAUCAAGGCCGCCGCCAAAAAAGGAGACAAGGACGUUUGUGUGAUUUUGGCUAAGUCGCUUCUUCAAUCUCGAAAGACCGUGCAGUGGAGCCCAGCCAUCGGCAUUCGUCGACCACAAUCAGACGCGAGAAUGGGUGCUCUCCUCGGCCUUUCACAGUCCGUUUUGGGUCCUUCACAUCAAGCUCAGCAACAAACAACACAAGAGCAACAUCGUCAUCGACAAACACAUCAAUCACAACAACAUCGAUCAGUCUCCACUGCUCCCGCAUUUGUUGUCGCCCUUCCACCGGUGGAAGAUCCAGAGAGCUCAGCAGAGCCUGCCACGGUCGACAUCGAGUCGAUGGAAGAGUUUGUAUGCAAAUGGGCAACAUGCGGGAAAGAGUUCACAACCAAACAGCCCUUCUAUGAUCAUGUUAAAACCAUUCAUGUCAAUCCAAUUAUUGAGUACAUUUGUGAGUGGGAAGAUUGUAAGAGAAACAAGAAGCCCUUCAACAAGAACUACAAGCGCGUCGGGGAUCUCAAAGUCCACAAACGAUCUCACACCGGCGAAAAGCCAUACAAGUGUACCGAAUGUGGAAAGGCGUUCAGUAAUUAUAGUGAUCAAGCCAAACACCAAAAUCAAACCCAUUCAAAUGUGAAGGGUUUCAAGUGUCAAUAUGAAGGAUGUCCGAAGGCUUACACCGAUCGAGGAAGCCUCCGCAAGCACUUUAGAGGGAGUCACGAUGAGAAGCGUUACCUGCGCGGUUAUCAAGGAUGUCCGAAGGCUUACACCGAUGGACAACGAUGGACAAAUGGCCCUGACUCGGCAGGACCUUCAUCGGAAUUGGAA
Molecule: messenger RNA, 966 nt
Organism: Mesorhabditis belari
Lineage: Eukaryota; Metazoa; Nematoda; Chromadorea; Rhabditida; Rhabditidae
Source: the annotation of a GenBank genome assembly